AUGUUGUGGGAUCUGGGGCAAAAGGCAGCCGCGGUUCAGCUGAUGGACCACGUUGUGGAGGUACGGAAGAAGUCACUUGACCAGGAUCGUCCCCAUCGACAGAGUUCUGAGACAUGGCUUGAGUAUUUCCACCGUGAUAUGGGCAAGGGUGAAGAAGCACCCCUUGGCCAACCAGAUGAAACCCUGAUGGCGCAAUGA
Messenger RNA from Exophiala aquamarina CBS 119918, 198 nucleotides. RefSeq lists its product as uncharacterized. The record is from RefSeq and is a predicted model, not a curated record. NCBI's taxonomy places the organism in Eukaryota, Fungi, Ascomycota, Eurotiomycetes, Chaetothyriales, Herpotrichiellaceae. The coding region runs from base 1 to 198 and encodes 65 amino acids. The transcript has a single exon. Gene Ontology annotation, molecular function: protein binding.